AUGGACUGGAGGGCCGAGAGGACAGCACUUGACGAAUAUAUUGAGCAAUUAGGCAUGCAGCCUUCCUACGUUCCUCGACCCGGAGAAGUUGUACUCUGGGCUCCGGAGUGUCAGGGGGAACUAGCCUGGAACCACGAAAACAAGUGCAUCGAAAUGUACUCCCCCGAUGAAGACCGAUGGUUAGGAACCCCCAAAUGGCGGGCUGGUAUUGUAGGCCAGACGCCAGAAGAAGAUAUAGUCCUUCAGGACUUAGUGAAAACGGCGCCCAAAAAAUGGGAUGUCAACUACUCUGGCUUUCGCGUUGAAACCUUUCCUGAUCCUCAAAGUUACGACAAGAGCUACUCAUUACACUACAAAUAUAUCCGUCUGCAGUGUAUCAAGCCCUUCAACGCAUACGAGCUCUUUCUGCAAGGGAUUCCGCCCGAAAAUUUACAUCCGUCCAUCGGGUAUGCGAUGACGAUUAUGUCGUCGUUCAGUCUUCUGGACAAAUAUCACUUUAAAGGAGCUUGGCCGAACGCAGCGAUUUAUUGCCGAGGUAUUUUCAUCGGAGCAGAGCUCUUGGUGGUUGGCGAUGCUGUCCGCUUGAAACCAAAGCGCCAAUUUGACUCGUAUGAAAGCCAUGACGCCGUUGAGGAUGUUAUGGUCAUUGACGAAAUACGCCUGGAGCUUGUCAAUUGCGUGAGCAAUCUCACGUCGGACCAACUGGCAGAGCGAUAUCAGGUUCGAAUUGCAGGAAAGGUCUAUACGAACGCUCCCCCGAGAUCGAGUACUGGGACCGACGGGACGAGCCAACCAUUGCCUAUGAGACCCGAGGAAGUCAUUGACGUUUUUCAAUCGAUUGGCAUGGGUGGAUAUGGGUCUUGGUACAGGGUGUGGAACGGCGCAACGGUGGAAGUCUCGCAGGAUAUGAUAAUUGGUCGCUGUUACGAUCCCGAUGCUAUGAACCUCUUAUUCGGGUCUUGCUCUCUGGGGCUGGAUCUGUCGGGGGUGAUCAAGGCGAGGGAGUAUUCACGGAAAGUCGAUGAACGUAUUCCCGAAGGGAAAGGCUGGUUCUGGGGCGACUUUCGAACUCAGACUCUCGCGAUUGAUACUCUCAAUGGCCAGGAUGUGGGCUACUACAGCGAGGCCCGUGAAAUCACGAUGUGGGGAGCAAAUCUCCGAAUUCUCGAUGGCACGGCGGAUUCGGCGGAUCUUCGCCUGGCCAGGCUUCCCGGCAAUGUCGGUCGACCCUCGAAGGCUCGGUCCAACUUUUCAGAGAUCGGCAAGCUUAGCAAGCUGGUCAGUACGGGUCUUGGGGCCGCAGACGUGAGCAACCCUGUAAGCUCCGAAGAAGGGCCCAUCCUGCCAAAUGAGGACGAUACCUCUGGAUCAGAUGAAGUUUUUGCAUUGGCCAUGGACCAACUCCCAGGGGGAACGGACGAAUCGGAGGAGGCAAACCUCCUGCAUAAUUAUCAAUCUGAUUACACCCUCACAAGCCACAGGAUUACAAUCGCAACAAUGGGUCUCGACGGCGUACCUCAAGCCCAAGCCGUAACAGUGAGUCUCAAAGACCUCAUCGACGGCACCGUCUCCUUCGAAACCCUCACCGAAGCUUUCGGCCCCUCCUCCCUAGGCAUAAUCGUCGUGAAAGACCUCGACUCCGAAUUCCAACGUCUCCGCUCCCAAGUCCUCUCUAACGCAUCCUACCUCGCCGCCCUCCCCAACGACGAACUAGAAUCCCUAACCAGCCCAUCAGCAAAAUACCUCGUAGGCUGGUCCUGCGGCAAAGAAACCCUGCGCUCCGGCCACUUCGACACGCUCAAGGGCUCCUACUACGUCAACUGCGCAUUCUACCAAGACGCAUCGCUGCAAGGCGCGCCGGCCGACAACUUCCCCGAUCUAUCCGAGUACACGGCGCCGAACAUCUGGCCGCCGGCAGAGCGCCUGCCGACGUUCCGGCCGGCGCUGGAACAGCUCUGCACGCUUAUCAUCGACACGGCGGCGCUGGUGGCGCGGGCGUGUGAUCGCUACGCGACGGCAAACAUCGAGGGCUACAAGAGCGGGUAUUUGGAGCAUGUUGUGCGGACGAGUUUGACGACCAAGGCGCGGUUGCUGCAUUACUUUCCGGCCGAGGAGGGUGCUUCCGACGCCGGAGAGGGGGAUGAUGAUUGGUGCGCGACGCAUUUGGAUCAUGGGUGUUUGACCGGGUUGACUUCCGCUAUGUUUGUGGAUGAGCUUGCGACUCCCCCCGUGCACGGAGCGCAGCUUGCUGAGUUGGGCGCUUCGCCGGAUCCCAAGGCUGGGCUUUAUAUUCAGUCCCGCACGGGCGACGUGGUCAAGGUUAAUAUCCCCAGGGAUUGUUUGGCUUUUCAGACCGGGGAGGCGCUGCAGCUUAUUACGAGGGGGAAGUUUAGGGCGGUGCCGCAUUUUGUCAAGGGCGCGAAGCCUUCUGCGGGGGAGAGGAUCGCGAGGAAUACGUUGGCGGUGUUCACGCAGCCGAAUUUGGAAGAGGAGGUGGAGGGUGGGAAGAGUUUUGGGGAGUUUGCGAGGGAGGUCGUGGCGAGGACUUAUUAG
Molecule: messenger RNA, 2553 nt
Organism: Aspergillus pseudonomiae
Lineage: Eukaryota; Fungi; Ascomycota; Eurotiomycetes; Eurotiales; Aspergillaceae
Product: transcription-silencing protein Clr2-domain-containing protein
Exons: 5
Coding region: 1-2553 (850 amino acids)
Source: RefSeq, a predicted model, not a curated record